Molecule: messenger RNA, 1408 nt
Organism: Impatiens glandulifera
Lineage: Eukaryota; Viridiplantae; Streptophyta; Magnoliopsida; Ericales; Balsaminaceae
Product: trihelix transcription factor ASIL2
Exons: 2
Coding region: 205-1245 (346 amino acids)
Cellular component (GO): nucleus
Molecular function (GO): transcription cis-regulatory region binding
Source: RefSeq, a predicted model, not a curated record
AAAAACCCACAAAAUGGAACCUUUUUUCUCUCUCUCUAGGAUAGGUUGAUGCUAGUGGACAGUCUCUCUCUCUAGCUAUCUUUCCCUUCUUUGAUUGAAAAAGGAAAGGCCGGUUUUCAUAUACUUUUUAACUUGUUGAGUUUCAUGUUAGCAGUUUAACAAUGGAGUAUUAGGUAGAAACAGAAGAGAGAUCUUGCCUUGCUUAUGGAUAAAGACCUCCCUCAUCAUGAUCACAAUAACACCACCUACUCACCUCCGGCGCCACCACCAACCAAGAAGCUUGUACCCGCCGGAGCUGCCGCUGCCGGCGGCGGCGGCGGCGUGGGAGAUAGAUUGAAGAGAGACGAAUGGAGUGAAGGAGCUGUUUCAAGUCUUCUAGAAGCUUAUGAAGCAAAAUGGAUUCUUAGAAACAGAGCAAAACUUAAAGGACAAGAUUGGGAAGAUGUUGCUAAACACGUGUCAUCACGUGCUAACUCCGGUAAGUCUCCUAAGACACAAACUCAGUGUAAGAACAAGAUCGAGUCUAUGAAGAAGAGAUACCGGUCGGAAUCCAUAGCUGUCGAUGGUUCUUCCUGGCCUCUUUAUCCCCGGCUUGAUCAUUUGCUCCGUGGCAGCGCCCCCGUCCCCGCCCCCGCUCCGAUUCUUCCUCUGCGGCUACAACCGCAGCUGGUGGUUGAACUUCCAUCUCCUCCUCCUCCGGCGACUACGAUCGCGUUAGAUUUACAUGGGUCUAACGGAAUUGAUAAGGCGACGACUACUAAGGAGGAUGGAGUGGUGGUAGGGACGAAUUAUGAGUCCUCCGACAAGAAUCCGGUGGAUACCGACAGCAGCACUCCGGCUCUUUACAGCAAUGGUGAUAAGGGAGGGGAAACAAAGAUAAGGAUAGAGACAGAAAGAAGACGAAACCACCGAAGAAGGAAAUCAUCUGAGGAGGAAGAAGAAGGGGAAGAUGACAAAGGUGCCGCCGGCGGCGGCACCGGUGGUCGGAGAAAUGGAAAGAGGAAGUGGGAGGUGGCGAAGAGUAUAAGAUGGCUGGCGGAGGCUGUAGUGAGAGCAGAAGAAUCAAGAACAGAAGCCAUGAGAGAAGUGGAGAGGAUGAGGAGUGAAGCAGAGACAAAGAGAGCAGAAAUGGAGUUGAAAAGAACAGAAAUUAUAGCCAAUACUCAGCUUGAAAUUGCUAGGAUAUUUGCAGGGGCUGGAAAAGGUAAUAUUGAUUCUUCUUCCUUGAGAAUGGGAAGAAAUUGAUCAUCAAGAUUCAAGAAUUAUUUAAAUCUAUGAUCUUAUAAUAUUGUUUAAUAAUCAUGGAUAAAUAAUUUUCAAUAACUCAUUUAACAUAUGAAGAGGAAGUAUGAUUAUGUAACAAAUUACAAAUCACAUCAUAAUUAUUUAUAUAUAUUGAGAAUUGAAU